AUGGAUUUGUUUGAUAGCGAUGAUGAUACGUGUAGUGUAAGCUCCUUCUUCAGCAUGCGGUAUGAGAGACCUCGCAUGGAUGAAGUUCACGUUCACAAAGAUCUUAUGUUGGAUCAAUCCCUUGAUGCUCUCUAUGAGAAAAGGAGUUCAACGAGAGAGAAAGCUUUGGCCUCCAUUGUCGAAGCAUUCAAGAGUGAUUUGCAACAUGAGUUCUUGCAAAAGAACUUUUCCACUUUGUUGCAUCAGUGUUUACACUGCAUCAAGAAAAGUCCCACUAAAGAGUCCUCACUAGCAUCACAUGUUAUUGUUAUUGUUGCGUUUACAAGGUUGAUAGCUUUGACUGUUGGACUUGGGAAUCAAGCACAAGAGAUUCUGGAAUAA
This is a messenger RNA of Eruca vesicaria subsp. sativa (arugula), 381 nucleotides long. Lineage: Eukaryota; Viridiplantae; Streptophyta; Magnoliopsida; Brassicales; Brassicaceae. The record is from the annotation of a GenBank genome assembly.